Molecule: messenger RNA, 1375 nt
Organism: Aegilops tauschii subsp. strangulata
Lineage: Eukaryota; Viridiplantae; Streptophyta; Magnoliopsida; Poales; Poaceae
Product: cationic peroxidase 1
Biological process (GO): response to oxidative stress; hydrogen peroxide catabolic process
Molecular function (GO): peroxidase activity; heme binding
Source: RefSeq, a predicted model, not a curated record
GUGCCAUUCACCCAAGGAAAACAAGCAAUCUAGCUAGACCCUUGCAAUGGCGGCGUCCUACAUCACCACCUGGCGUUGCGCAUUACUCGCCCUACUAGCCCUUUUCGUCUCCGGCGCCUACGGGCAGCUCAGCCCGACGUUCUACGCGUUGACCUGCCCGAACCUGGAGGCCAUUGUCCGCAGCGUCAUGAACACUACCGUCACCAACGAGAACCGGAUGGGCGCCUCCCUGCUCAGGCUCCACUUCCACGACUGCUUCGUCGAGGGGUGCGACGGAUCGGUCCUCCUGGACAACGUGCCUGCUACGGCGACUACUCCGGCGAUCGGCGAGAAGAACGCCUUCGGGAACAUCAACUCCCUCCGCGGCUUCGAGGUCAUCGACACGAUCAAGGCCGCAGUGGAGCAAGCCUGCCCUGGCGUCGUCUCCUGCGCCGACAUCCUCACCCUCGCCGCACGGGACGGCACCUUUCUGCUCGGCGGGCCAACCUGGACGGUCCCGCUCGGCCGGCGCGACUCGACGACGGCGAGCAUGGACCUGGCGAACAGGGACCUCCCGCCGCCGUUCGCCAACCUCGUCACUAAUCCUCCUGACGGCAGCGACCUCAUCGCGAGGUUCCAAAGGAAGGGCUUGAGCGCGACCGAGAUGACUGUGCUCUCCGGCGCGCACACCAUCGGCUCCGCGCAGUGCCAGAACUACCGGCUCCGCCUCUACAACGAAAACCGCAUCGACUUUCAGUUCGCCCAGGGGCUCAAGGCCAACUGCCCCCAAAAUGGCCCCGCCGGGGACACCUUCCUCGCGCCGUUGGACUCGACGGGGUCCGUCUUCGACAAUAAGUACUACGCGGACCUCACCGGGUUGCGCGGCCUCCUCCACUCCGACCAGGUGCUGUACCCCCAGAACAACCAGACACAGGCUAAGAUAGUGCUCAAGUACAAAGGAGACAACGCCGCCUUCUUUGCCGAUUUCGCAGCCGCGAUGAUAAAGAUGGGGAACCUCAGCCCGCUCACCGGAAGCGCCGGCCAAAUCAGGACCAACUGUAGGUUGGUCAACCCCUGAUCAUACGGUCUGGUAUACCACUGUCAAUUACCCCGUAACUAAAGAUAAAUAAAUGCAACAUCUGUAAUAAUCUUUCACCUUUCUAAUAACCACAUACUCCGUACUAUGUUAUGCUACUUACGUCUGAUGAUGCCCUGUUAGUGUUGACUACAUACUGGCUUACUGCUUAAACUAUUAAUCAUUCCGCCGAUUGAUUAUUGCGGUCCAAUAUCAUUUAGUAGUACUAUGUUUGUAAACAAUAUUAUUAUCAAUGACAACAGGAGGGUGCUCGUGCCAUUGUUUGCAUCAUUUGUCGUAUCUUUUAUUAACUGUUUCUUG